Aureococcus anophagefferens is the source of this 174-nucleotide messenger RNA. RefSeq lists its product as hypothetical. Gene Ontology annotation, cellular component: mitochondrion. Lineage: Eukaryota; Pelagophyceae; Pelagomonadales; Pelagomonadaceae. Gene Ontology annotation, molecular function: pyruvate dehydrogenase (acetyl-transferring) kinase activity. The record is from RefSeq and is a predicted model, not a curated record. The transcript has a single exon. The annotation marks the transcript as partial. Gene Ontology annotation, biological process: protein phosphorylation; regulation of glucose metabolic process.
GCGACGCUCAGCGGCAUGGGCAUCGGGCUCCCGAUGACGCGGUGCCUCGCGCGCUACUUCGGGGGCGAGCUCGCGCUCCGGCCCCUCGAGGGCCACGGGACGGACGCGUACCUCCACCUCACGGUCCUCGGCGACGAGCAGUGCGAGCACCUGCCGCCCGCGGCGCGGCUCAGC